Messenger RNA from Symbiodinium natans, 2352 nucleotides. The record is from the annotation of a GenBank genome assembly. Lineage: Eukaryota; Dinophyceae; Suessiales; Symbiodiniaceae.
AUGGGGCCUCCGGCCAGCUAUGGCGUCUACGGCAACAUGCAGGGCAUGGCCAGUGGAGGCGGCAUUCCCCAGGUGGGGGAGUACGAUCUGCCGCAGGAGCCCGCGAUGUCGAUGCCAGCGACCUGGACAAGAUCUCCGCCCAUCACCACCCGAUCGACGCGGUCUUCCUUCGGCCCGUCCGAGGUCGUCAAGCACGUGGAGCGAAAGAAGGUGGAGUACCACACCAUCCUCCGCGAGCAGCCGCAGGUCGAGGUGGUGGAGAAGCAUGUGGACGUCCCACGCAUAGAGGUGCGCGAGCGCUUGGAGGAAGUGCCACUGACCCUGAUCCACGAGACCUUAGUCGAGGUCCCAGAUGUCCGGCAGGAUGAGAUCAUCCGAGAGGUUCCGAAAGUGAAUUACCAAGAGCUGGUCAAGCAGAUCGAGCUACCCGUGACCCAGUCGCGCGAGCGUGUCCUGGAGGUCCCGAUGACGCUGGUCCAGGAGGCCUUUGUGGAGAUUCCUCGGUAUGAGCGCGUGGAAGUCCAGAAGCAGGUGGCCAAACCUACAGUGAAGAAGGUUCCGAAGCACGUGGAGAAGCCGGUGGUGCAGGUUCGGGAGCGCACGCAGCAAGUUCCCAGCAUCACGAUGAAGCAGGAGCUCGUGGAGGUGCCUCGACCCGAGUUCAUGGAGCUGAUCAAGCAAGUUCCGGUGGAGGAGGUGAGGCAGAUCGAGAGGAAGGUGGAGCGACCCCAGGCACAGAUUGUGGAGAGGCCGGUCGAGGUGGUCCUUCAUGAGGUCCACGACAGCAUUGUGGAGGUGCCGGAGAUCGAGUUCCAUGAAGUCAUCAAGGAGGUGCCCCGUGUGGAGGUUCAGUACGUGGACAAGAAGGUGGAGGUGCACAAGAUCGAGUACAUCGAGAAGGUGGUGGAAGUGCCACAAGUUAUCUACGAGGAGCGUAUCAUCGAAGUUCCAGAAGUGGAGUACCGGGAGGUCAUCAAGCAGGUGCCAAAGCCCGUCGUGCAGUAUGUGGACAAGGAGGUGCCGAAGCAUACCAUGCAGUACUUCGAGAAGGUCACCGAAGUCCCGACGGUGAUUCAUCAAGAGGUGCCUGUGGAGGUGCCCGAGGUCCACACCGUGGAGACCAUCACGGAGGUCCCGCGCCCGCAGUAUCAGGCGGUGCCGAAGGAGAUACCCAAGUUCCACAUCGAAGUGCAGGAGAAGGUUGAGCCACUGCAUGGCAUUCUCCAGGAGGAGCGCAUCUUGCAAGUGGACCGACACGAGCUUGUCGAGGUCGUGCGCGAGGUAGCGAAGCCGGUCGUGGAGUACGUGCACAAAGAGGUCCCGCGUUACGAGACGCGCGCCGUGGAGAAGGUUGUCGAGGUUCCGACCGUGAUGCACCAGGAGGUCAUCGUGGAGGUGCCUGAGAUCCAGGUCGCCGAGGCAAUCAAGGAGAUGCCGAACGAGAUGACGCAGCAGGCCGUGAAAGAAAUCCCGAGGUAUGAGAUGGAGUAUGUGCAGAAGGAGCUCCAAGUCACGGGGACGCUGCCCAGCGCGACUCAGCAGACCCACGCGGUGCCAAGCGGGAUGAGCUCCCCGCGAAUGUACGGCAGGGCUACGCCGCCCAUGAUGGGCCCACCAUUGGUCGGGCCUGCCGUGGCGAUGGGGCCGCCCAUUCGAGGUCCUCCUGUGAGUGCCCCAACCACUGGCCUAUCGGUGGCCUCCGGACCAAUGGUUUCCGGACCUCCCAUGGUCUCCGGACCUCCCAUGGUCUCCGGACCUCCCAUGGUUUCCGGACCUCCCAUGAUUUCCGGACCUCCCAUGGUUUCCGGACCCCCCAUGCCCAUGGGCGCCACAGGCCAGGCUAUGGCCACCGGCGUUGUGACGACAGGUGCCGCGAUGACCACCGGAAUGUCCGUGGCCUCAGGGCCUCAGGGAGCCAUGGGGGCUUCGGUGGCAUCCGGGACUGUCACGGUUGGCCCGCCUGUAGCCAUGGGGCCCCCGAUCCAGGUCGGGCCUGGUGUGGCGGUGACCGGGCCAGUUCGGACGGCUUCUCAGCCCGCGGUGGUGUCGCCGUUGCCGACCUACACGGGAAGGACCAGUGUGGUGGCCACGCAGGGGCAGAUGGGAGCUGGAGCCAUGAUGUAUGCCGGGAGGCCCUCGACGGUCACGACAACGGGGCAGAUGGGCGUUGCAACCACGAAUCUCGUGCAGACGGCCACAUCCUUUCCCACGCAGACGCCUGCGGGAUCGCAGUCGGCGAUGGACUUCUUUGACCAGCUUGACGCGAACCACGAUGGCGUGGUCUCCCGCGAGGAGUUCCAAAGGCUCAUGCAGGUGGCCUAUAUGGACCGCCCGAAGGCUCGAAGCAGGUGA